GUCCAUCCACCGAUCAACUCAACUCAUCCCUCGUCGUCAUCCUCGUUGAUCGUGUGAAUCUGCUCCACCCACUGGCGCAGGUUAGGAAGCGUGUCAGAGUGCACCGCAUCGCCAUUGCAGUAGGGGCAUCGGUAUUGCGGCAGCGGCAGCGGUUUGUCCUUCUUGCCCCUGGUGCGGUUGCGCUGCUGCACCCGCGCCACUUUCUGGUCGUGACGGGCCUUGUACUGCUGGUGGCAAUGCGCGCACAAACACAGAUGCUUGCAGGGGACGAAGCCGAAGGUGGCCGGGCCGUGCUCGCCGUAACACGCGCAGCACUGGCCGCUUGGCUGAGGCUGAGUGGUGGGUGGGGCAGGGGCAGGGAGAGGGAGAGGGAGAGGGGGUGGAGGAGCCGACGAGCUGCUGGAUGGGGGCUGCUGCGACGACUGCUGGCCACUCAUCUGGGCGAGCCUGAAAUGGGAAACAUACACAUCUUGGCAUUUGGUUCGUUUGCUGGUGCCUCUCGGCUGGCUCACUGUUGUCUCAUGGCUUGCAUCUCGAGCUGCAUCUGCAGCAUCAAGUGAUACAUAUCGACCUGUCCCUCAGAAGACCUGCAGACACACAGCACACACAUGAUUGACUCCUCCCCUGGCACCUCUCUGUGCCGUCUUCCCCCACUCACCCAUUGGCAGCAGACGGGAUGGAUGCGCUGUUCGAUGAUGCCGCCGUUGCUGCUGCUUGUGCUGGUGGUGCUGGGGGAUGGUACCCUCUGUCCUCAUCCUCUUCCCAUUCGAAUAUUGGCGGCGGGGGAGGCACAUGCAUGUCAUCGUUAUCGUCAUUGGCGUCGUCGUCAUGGAAUGGGUCGGCCGACGAAGACGAGGGCCCCCCAGCAGCGGCAGCAGCAGCGGCAGGGACAUCAGGAGAGCCACGCAAGGGCGAUAGCAGUGGGAGAGGGGCGGUUGAGCCAGGCGGGGAGAGAGGAGGGGGAGGAUCCGGUGGCAGCGGAGGGAUGCCAUCGAGGUCGCUGCUGAAUGGGCCAUCAUGGCUCACGGGGGAGGGACUGCAUGCACACCGAAAGACGAAUACCGCACUUCAUGCGAUGCACCUGUCCGCAUACUUUGUCUCACGUACUGGGGAUUGGCCGGUGGCUGCGAUGACGACGGUGCUGGAUCGGCCGACGAAGAAGAAGCAGAGAGACUGCACACAGACAGACAGACAGACAGAUCAAAACGGACGGAACGGUGAUCACACCGCACAUAUGAAUGCCCGCCACAACCCAUCUCACCUCGGCCACUCGUCUUCGAAUGCUUUCUGCUGCUGCUCCUGCUGGUGGUCGGCCGUGUUGACUGUCUUCAGCUCUUGGGGUGACGGAAGGGUGGAGCAAGGGGGAGGGGAGAGGGGUCGGGGAAGCGGAUGCGGCUCGUCACCAAACAGCGACAGCGACAUCAGGCAGCUGCCCGCACCACCACCACCGCUCCCCACGGACACAGGUGGGUGACAGGGGCGCUCCGGGACGGCAGGUGGGCCGCGAGCCAUCGGUCCACUCCCACUGCCAUGUGGGGGCUUGGGCGUGAUCAUCCCCUUGGCGAAGGGAGCCAGCGAACCUUGCCCGAAUCGAGGAGGGGCCGCUGUUUGUUUCUUCUUGGUGCCGGUGUUGGUGCGGUGGUGCUGGUGCUCCGUCGCAGGGACGCAUCCAGGGCCAUUAAAUAACAUCCGUCCGUCCAU
This is a messenger RNA of Vitrella brassicaformis, 1701 nucleotides long. NCBI's taxonomy places the organism in Eukaryota, Vitrellaceae. The record is from the annotation of a GenBank genome assembly.